This is a messenger RNA of Debaryomyces hansenii CBS767, 2424 nucleotides long. It is a transcript of the gene VPH1, whose product is annotated as H(+)-transporting V0 sector ATPase subunit a. Gene Ontology annotation, molecular function: ATPase binding; proton-transporting ATPase activity, rotational mechanism. Bases 1 to 2424 code for a protein of 807 amino acids. Gene Ontology annotation, biological process: vacuolar acidification; proton transmembrane transport. The transcript is spliced from 2 exons. Lineage: Eukaryota; Fungi; Ascomycota; Pichiomycetes; Serinales; Debaryomycetaceae. The record is from RefSeq and is a predicted model, not a curated record. Gene Ontology annotation, cellular component: fungal-type vacuole membrane; vacuolar proton-transporting V-type ATPase complex; vacuolar proton-transporting V-type ATPase, V0 domain.
AUGACAGAGAAAGAAGAGGCGGUUUUCCGUUCUGCCGAAAUGUCUUUGGUUCAAUUAUAUGUUCCAACAGAAGUUUCGAGGGCUAUUGUUUAUGAAAUUGGUCAAUUGAACAUGAUUCAGUUUAGAGACUUGAAUUCGAAGGUGAACGAAUUCCAAAGAUCGUUUGUCAAGGAAUUGAGAAGAUUGGAUGAAAUUGAAAGACAAUACAACUUUUUCAAGAAGGAAUUAGACCAAAGAAACAUUUCCGUCAAGACAUACCCAUAUCUGGGUGAAAUGCAAACUAUUGUGCCACAGAGUGAGAUUGACACCCAUGUUGAGAAUGGUAAGUUGUUGGAAGAUCGUGUUUCUCAGUUGAUCGAUUCCACGGAGUCGUUAUAUCAGAAGCAUAAAGAUUUAAAGCAAUUGAAGUACAGUAUCCAAAGUGUUGACAAUUUCUUUGGAGCGAAUAGCGGUCCGCAGCAAGAUUCAGGGGAUGAUGCAUUGUUAGCUCAACUCGAAUCCGGUGGCAUUUCUGACUUGCGUGAUCCAACAUUUAUUUCUGGUGUCAUCAAGAGGGAUAAAGUUUUUACGUUGCAACAAAUUUUAUGGAGAGUUUUAAGAGGUAACUUGUAUUAUCAUUCAGAAGAAUUAGCGGAACCAAUCUAUGACGUUGAGAGCAAUUCCAACGUUGAUAAGAACACAUUUAUUAUUUUUUCUCACGGGUCUCUUGUUUAUGAACGUAUUAAAAAGAUCUGUGAGUCAUUGGAUGCUGAUUUGUACAAGGUUGAUUCUACAAAUGAAUUGAGAACCGAGCAAUCGAGAGAGGUUGAGUCGAAAUUGACAGAUAUCUCGACGGUUUUGUCCCAGACUGAAAAUGCUUUGAAUUCCGAAUUAAUCGCUAUCUCAAAAGACUUAGCUAAGUGGUGGGAAAUCGUAGCAAGGGAAAAAGCAGUAUAUCAAAUUAUGAACAAAUGUAAUUAUGAUGAUUCCAGAAAAGCGUUGAUUGCUGAAGGCUGGAUUCCAAGUGACGAAGUACAAACUUUAACUUCAAGCAUUAAGUCUUCAGCAGCUUCUCAAUCUAUCCCAACCAUCAUUAAUGUUUUAGAGACUUCAAGAACACCUCCAACUUAUCACAGAACCAACAAAUUUACAGAUGCAUUUCAAAAUAUUUGUGACGCCUAUGGUAUUGCAACAUACCGUGAAGUUAACCCAGGUUUGCCAACUAUUAUUACUUUCCCAUUUAUGUUCGCUAUUAUGUUUGGUGAUUUAGGCCAUGGAAUCAUUUUGACGUUAGCGGCAUGUGCGUUAGUGUACAAUGAAAAGAAAAUAAGUGCAAUGAAAAGAGACGAAAUUUUUGACAUGGCAUUUACAGGCCGUUACAUAUUGUUAUUAAUGGGUCUUUUUUCGAUGUACACUGGAUUCUUGUAUAAUGAUAUCUUUUCCAAAUCCAUGACUCUCUUCAAUUCGGGUUGGGAAUGGCCAGAAAAAUUUGAAAUCGGUCAAUCUGUUGAAGCUAAAAGUACUGGAACAUACAUCAUGGGCUUAGAUCCAACAUGGCACGGAGCUGAAAAUAACUUAUUGUUUACCAAUUCCUAUAAAAUGAAGUUAUCUAUUUUAAUGGGUUAUUUACAUAUGUCAUAUUCAUACUGUUUCUCAUUAACCAACUACGUCCACUUUAAAAGUAUGAUUGACAUCAUAGGAAAUUUUAUUCCUGGUUUGUUAUUUAUGCAAGGUAUUUUUGGUUACUUAUCAUUAUGUAUCGUUUACAAAUGGUCAAUUGAUUGGUUUGCGAUUGAGAAACAACCGCCAGGUUUAUUGAACAUGUUAAUUUCAAUGUUUUUAUCUCCAGGCACAGUCGAUGAGCCUUUGUACGGAGGUCAAUCUACUGUUCAAGUGUUCCUCUUAUUGGUUGCAUUAUUUUGUGUUCCAUGGUUAUUGUUAGUAAAGCCAUUAUAUUAUAAGAGAAAAUUCGCUCAAGAAGCUCAUCAAUAUCAACAAUUACCUAAUGAUGAUAACGAAGAACACGAAGCCGAAAAUAACCAAGAUGAUGAAGAAGAACACGAGGCACACACAUUUGGUGAUAUAAUGAUUCAUCAAGUUAUUCAUACUAUCGAAUUUUGCUUGAAUUGUGUUUCUCAUACUGCGUCAUAUUUGAGAUUAUGGGCAUUAUCCUUAGCACAUGCUCAAUUAUCCACUGUCUUAUGGACUAUGACCAUUGAAGGUGCGUUCGGUAAGACUGGAAUUUUUGGAGUCAUCAUGACAGUUGCAAUGUUUGCCAUGUGGUUUGUUUUAACUGUCGUUAUCUUAGUUAUUAUGGAGGGUACUUCGGCGAUGUUGCACUCCUUAAGAUUGCAUUGGGUUGAGUCCAUGUCUAAGUUCUUUGAAGGUGAAGGUAGUUUAUACGAACCUUUUGGCUUUAGCAACUUGUUAGAAGGUGUUUUUUAA